Molecule: messenger RNA, 1876 nt
Organism: Nomascus leucogenys (northern white-cheeked gibbon)
Lineage: Eukaryota; Metazoa; Chordata; Mammalia; Primates; Hylobatidae
Gene: P2RX5
Product: purinergic receptor P2X 5
Biological process (GO): monoatomic cation transmembrane transport; response to ATP
Cellular component (GO): nuclear inner membrane; plasma membrane
Molecular function (GO): purinergic nucleotide receptor activity; extracellularly ATP-gated monoatomic cation channel activity; ATP binding
Source: RefSeq, a predicted model, not a curated record
AAUAAAAGGCCGCCCCGUCCCACCCCCGCGCCCCGCAGCCCUGCUGGACACCCCGGGCUGCAGCUGGGCGGGCGCAGACGGGCCGAGGCGGGCGCCGGGCGCGCAGGGACCGAGGGACCGAGGGCUCCCCAUGAGCGCACGUGGGCCGGGCGGUCCGCAAGCCCGGCUGAGAGCGCGCCAUGGGGCAGGCCGGCUGCAAGGGGCUCUGCCUGUCGCUGUUCGACUACAAGACCGAGAAGUAUGUCAUCGCCAAGAACAAGAAGGUGGGCCUGCUGUACCGGCUGCUGCAGGCCUCCAUCCUGUUGUACCUGGUCGUAUGGGUGUUCCUGAUAAAGAAGGGUUACCAAGACGUCGACACCUCCCUGCAGAGUGCUGUCAUCACCAAAGUCAAGGGCGUGGCCUUCACCAACACCUCGGAUCUCGGGCAGCGGAUCUGGGAUGUCGCCGACUAUGUCAUUCCAGCCCAGGGAGAGAACGUCUUUUUUGUGGUCACCAACCUGAUUGUGACCCCCAACCAGCGGCAGGACGUCUGUGCUGAGAAUGAAGGCAUUCCUGAUGGUGCGUGCUCCAAGGACAGUGACUGCCACCCUGGGGAGGCGGUUACAGCUGGAAAUGGAGUGAAGACCGGCCACUGCCUGAGGAGAGACAACUCGGCCAGGGGCACCUGUGAGAUCUUUGCCUGGUGCCCUUUGGAGACAAGCUCCAGGCCGGAGGAGCCAUUCCUGAAGGAGGCCGAAGACUUCACCAUUUUCAUAAAGAACCACAUCCGUUUCCCCAAAUUCAACUUCUCCAAGGUACUGCUGCAGGGAGCUGUCAGCACUCAGGUUGGUGAGGGACCGAGUGACUCCUGGCCAGGCCCGGGAACAUCAAGUCUUACUUCACUUCUCGGCCGCCCGUGGCCUCCACCCAGGAGCAAUGUGAUAGACGUCAAGGACAGAUCUUUCCUGAAAUCAUGCCACUUUGGCCCCAAGAACCACUACUGCCCCAUCUUCCGACUGGGCUCCGUGAUCCGCUGGGCUGGGAGCGACUUCCAGGAUAUAGCCCUGGAGGGUGGUGUGAUAGGAAUUAAUAUUGAAUGGAACUGUGAUCUUGAUAAAGCUGCCUCUGAGUGCCACCCUCACUAUUCUUUUAGCCGUCUGGACAAUAAGCUUUCAAAGUCUGUCUCCUCUGGGUACAACUUCAGAUUUGCCAGAUAUUACCGAGACGCAGCCGGGGUGGAGUUCCGCACCCUGAUGAAAGCCUACGGGAUCCGCUUUGACGUGAUGGUGAACGGCAAGGCAGGGAAGUUCAGCAUCAUUCCCACCAUCAUCAACGUGGGCUCUGGGGUGGCGCUCAUGGGUGCUGGUGCUUUCUUCUGCGACCUGGUACUCAUCUACCUCAUCAAAAAGAGAGAGUUUUACCGCGACAAGAAGUACGAGGAAGUGAGGGGCCUAGAAGACAGUGCCCAGGAGGCUGAGGACGAGGCAUCGGGGCUGGGACUAUCUGAGCAGCUCACAUCCGGGCCGGGGCUGCUGGGAGUACCAGAGCAGCAGGAGCUGCAGGAGCCGCCUGAGGCGAAGCGUGGAAGCAGCAGCCAGAAGGGGAACGGAUCUGUGUGCCCGCAGCUCCUGGAGCCCCACAGGUCUGGCCAUUUGCAGAAUGCACAGGUGAAUUUGGAGCAGCUGCAGACAGGGGAGACGUAGCCAGGGCUGUUGGCUACCGGCCGUAUCGCUGAAGACGUUGGGGCCAGAACCACCCGCAGCUCUGAACUGGGAAGAGGAGUCUGUGCCUGCAUGACACAGGGGCUUCCGGGCGCAGUCAUCUCUCCUGAACUUUGGGGUCUUUUUUUUUUUUUUUUUGAGACGGAGUCUCGCUCUGUCCCCCAGGCUGGAGUGCA